Molecule: messenger RNA, 2252 nt
Organism: Scleropages formosus (Asian bonytongue)
Lineage: Eukaryota; Metazoa; Chordata; Actinopteri; Osteoglossiformes; Osteoglossidae
Gene: rasl12
Product: RAS-like, family 12
Exons: 5
Coding region: 575-1333 (252 amino acids)
Molecular function (GO): GTPase activity; GTP binding
Source: RefSeq, a predicted model, not a curated record
AGUUGAGAAAGAAAGUUAGAGGCAGGUUUCCUUACAAGGCAGUGAGUGAGUGAAUGAAAUAGGCGGGAAGAACAGAUUCCUCCUCCCGCAGCGUCCGCGCGCUUCGCGAAACACGGUCAGUCGCCUUUUUUUUUUUGCUUUUCACCGUCAUUUUUAAACAUUUCUCCCGCCCGCAAGUCAAGUGCAUCUGCUGUGAAAAGGAAAAAGAAAAUGUCGCGAAACAGUACUUCGUCCGACUUCCCCGGCAGCAGCUCAGCGAAACGCGCGCUUUGCAUCUGACGAGAAUUCAGCGAAACUAAGUGAUGAUGAGUUUUCAGUGAGUUUCACCACGUCCAGCGUUUAUGGCACUUGACUUGGCGAAGGUGAAAGUUGAAGGUGGGAGUCUGUUUUUCAGCCGAGUUCGUUUGCUCGCCUUAAUUUACCCCUUUCUGCUUGUGCUUGUGUUGGGUACGUUUUAUUCAUUGCGCUGCGCUGUGCUGUGUGCUCGUGGCCCGCGGGACUGCGCGAGAGCGUGCGGCGCGCUCUGUCUGUGUGAAGAGCGCCUUCGCGUGCAGCGCGUCGUGACGCGUGCGGGAUGUUCGGCAAAAGUCGAACCCUGAACGCGGGGUUGGUGUCGGAGCGGCCCGAGUGCAACAUCGCCGUGCUCGGAGUCAGGGGUUCGGGCAAGUCAGCACUGACCGUGAAGUUUCUCACUAAACGCUUUAUCAGCGAGUAUGAUCCUAACCUUGAAGACACGUAUGCAUCUGAAGAGAUUGUGGAUCAACAGUCUGUUCUUGUAAAAAUUAUGGACACUGCAGACCAGGACGGCCCUGUGCACUGCGAGCGCUACCUGAGCUGGGCUAGUGCCUUCCUGGUGGUCUACAGCAUCGACAACCGGCACAGCUUUGAUGGCAGUCAGCAAUACCUGGAUAUCCUGAGCACGCGCAACAGGGGGCUUAAACCUGAGACCCCCAUAAUCCUCCUGGGGAACAAGGUGGACAUGGAGAGAUAUAGACAAGUGAGCAAAUCGGACGCAGGAGCUGUGGCCUCGCGAUACGGCUGCCUGUUCUUCGAGGUGUCUGCCUGCCUGGACUACCUCUCGGUGCAGAGCGUCUUCCACGAGGCGGUGAGAGAGGUCUGGAGAGAGUCGGAGAGGGGGCUGGUGUCACGCACGCUCUUCAUCAGUGAGGAAAAGCCUGUGGUGGGAUUGGCCCCUGCACUGCCUGUCACUGCCUGCCUCAAGGAGCUGCCGACCCCUACCACAGCCAAGCUGGUCACAGUCAAGUCGUCGCGGGCACAGAGCAAGCGCCGAGCCCCCACGCUCACGCUGCUGAAAGGAUUCAAGAUCUUUUAACAACUCAAGGACGACGACCAAAGCAUCCACAGGAGGAGUUCACACCGACUCAUCGCUGUCGGUGGUGCUGGUUCGUUUUUUAUGUCUCAGCAUGGCACAAGACUUUCCUACGUGUCUUGCACAGAGAUCCAGGAGCGACAAGUGAUUGAGUUGUACUGGAUCCAGAACAGAUGAAGAUGAUGUGUUUGUGCCUUUCUGGCUUCUGGCUUUGACACUGAUCUGUAAACAUUCUUCCACAGUUUUCUGUUUUUGUCACUCUCUCAUGGCCUUCCUAGCUCACCACUGGAAAUGUGGCAUUUUACUUAGUCUGUAAGGGCUUAUUGUGGGUCGAGUGCUGCGAAGAUGUCUCGCAAGGAGCUCCUCUCUGCCCACAAUUCUGCCUGCCGCAUACAGACGCACUUACUGGCCAGCUCUGAAAGUCAAACAGAGGGGAAUAGAUGAGCAUGAAAAGUGUACAAAGCACUCAUUAAUUGUAAUAGUGUGUGCCAUCUUGGAGCAGUGGCAAGGUACUGGAAUUUGAAGUUAAAAUUAGAAUGUUAGACGGGACACGUUUUGCCUCUCUUGACCGCCCCCUUGUGGCUGAUGUGGGAAAGGCAGGUUGUAGGUUCAAGUCUCAUGUGUAAGUGUCUGGGGCAGUGUUUCUCACCUUCGCUGAGGCCAGGGUGUCAGUAGUGUGAUCUAACUUUUGGAGUUUUUGCGGUUUGAAAUCCUCUAAACCUUAAAACACCUGCAUUUGUUUAUAUUUUCAGCUCAGUGUAUUAAUUUCGUUCCCUGCAUUUAAUUACUGUUGUAAUUUUGCACUGAAUUACUGCUUACAAAAUGAAGCAAUAAACAUUGUUUUUUGGUUCAUAAAAUUUUUCCACAUUGAUUUCAAGAAGAGGGGGUGCAGUGGCGCAGUGGGUUGGACCGGGUCCUGCUC